AUGAAGAUUGCACCAUCCCCGAUCAAACCCAAGGUUCCGCCACCACCAGGAGACCCCUCGGUCUUUUAUUUUGGUGUCUUUGAUGGGCAUGGAGGUGAAGACUGUAGUAGAUUUUUAAAGGAAAAUUUACACACUUACAUAGAAGAGGGCGCAAAGAACUUUGGAUUAGGUAAACAGGAAGAACCGGAUGAAUGCGAAAAAAUAAGGCAUGAUACACAAGAAGAGCUAGUGGCACAAUGGAGAGAUACGGUUGGAGGGUACUUUAGACGGUUUAAGCCAGACUUUGGGCCAAUUGCGGACGUUGAAGGAGUUUUAAUGUAUGCUUUCCUCAGGGCAGAUAUGGAUUUCAUUACCAAAGUUGGGACGGGAGAUGAGGGAGAAUCUGCACCAGAGACUAUCGACAAUGGAAAUAAAACGAAAGCCAACCCAUUCAAAGGUGGAUCCACGGCUUCAAUUGCACUAAUUUCUACAGCAACUGCAACACCAUUCUGGAACCCAUCUACCUCAGCAACCCUCAUAACUGCUCAUCUUGGUGACACACGUAUUGUCCUUUGCUCGACCGAAACGGGCCUAGCAGUUCCCGUAACCACUAACCAUCAUCCAUCUUCGCCUGCCGAAACUCGGCGUCUUCGCCGUUACGCAACUGCUUUCGUCUCGGACUCCUUCGGCGAAGAGCGUUUCGGUGUUCUUGCCAAUACAAGGUCCUUCGGUGACGUUUCCCAAAAACGCCUCGGAGUUUCUGCGGAACCAGAGAUAACACGACGCGAGAUACACCCGGCCGAGUUCUCUUUUAUGGUUCUUGUUUCGGACGGUGUGAGCGCCACAUUGACGGAUCAAGAGAUCUGUGAUAUUGUAAAGGAAUGCAAAACGCCCGACGAGGCCAGUAAAGAAUUAGUAGAAUUUGCAGAGGAAGUGACAACUGAGGGUGACAAUGCCACUGCCGUUGUCGUCCGGCUAGGAGGCUGGGAAAAGAGGGGAGUGGGAGGAGAAGGCUACAUGGGAACCAAGGAUCUACGGGCGUGGAGGAGAGACGAGGCCCUAGUAGGGAGUAGGGGUAGGAGAAUGUGA
Messenger RNA from Morchella sextelata, 1068 nucleotides. RefSeq lists its product as uncharacterized. NCBI's taxonomy places the organism in Eukaryota, Fungi, Ascomycota, Pezizomycetes, Pezizales, Morchellaceae. Gene Ontology annotation, molecular function: protein serine/threonine phosphatase activity; cation binding. Bases 1 to 1068 code for a protein of 355 amino acids. The transcript has 3 exons. The record is from RefSeq and is a predicted model, not a curated record. Gene Ontology annotation, biological process: protein dephosphorylation.